UAGAAUAAUAGAUCAGAACAAGAAAUGUACAUAACACUCUAUCGUCUAGAUUUAAAGUAUCGCGUGCAACUAAACAUAAUAAGUCCCACGUUUUUCAUCCUUCUACAAAAGUAGAGUUUUUAUUAAAGAGUAAAGUGCCUGUGAACCCCGGAAGGAAGCUGAUAUGGAUGUUCCAAGAUUUCUGCUGUUGCUGGUAGCAGCCUUCUCAUGUAAGGUAGCAGCGUGGGGCGAUGUUGGACACAUUGUUACCUGCCUGAUCGCAGAGUCCUUUUUCAAGGCGCCGACUCAGAAUGCAGUCACAGAUUUGCUUUCCGCUACUGGCUUGAACUUCUCACAGAGCUGCACUUGGGCAGAUCAAGUCAAACGCUCGUAUGCCUAUCGUUGGAGCGCUCCCUUGCAUUUUGCGGAUACGCCCGACAACGUUUGUGGAUACGACGAUGAGAGGGAUUGUCACUUCCUGGGAUUUAAAAACGUAUGCUGCACUGCGGCUGUCUACAACUAUACUUCGCAGCUUGAGAAUCAACGUUUGCUCGCCUAUAAUCGCACCGAGGCACUUAUGUUCUUGUCCCAUUACCUUGGAGAUAUUCAUGAGCCAAUGCACAUGGGAUUCCUGGUGGCAAUCGAGUCCGUGUUAGUUGGUACAAUCGCUCAACCAAUCUUCAUCAGGUGUGGGACGAAGAUAUUAUUCACACGGCUAUACAAAGGUACUAUGGCGGCUCAAUUGGGGUGCAGAAGAGGUUGCAAAAUGGAAAAACUGCCGCGGUCGAAAGUUUGGCUGUCCACUGAGAUGAGUACUUUGAGACGCGCUGGCCGAUUGUCAAAAUGCUCCUCGCACGCGGAGGUGUUCGACUUGGUGGAAUACUCAAUGAGGUUUUCAACGAAGGGGCUGUUCGUAAUUAUGAGUGAUCGAUCUGAUGGUCGCUGGAUUCCAGUGACUGUUCAUACGGAAAAGAGGAAUAUUUUUCAUUGCGAGCUUCGUUCUGGUUAUUUGCAACACUCGCUUCUCGAUUAUGGUUACCUUAAGGAGCGUGGUGUUGCUGUUGGCAGCAUUCUCAGCCGAAGUUGCCGUCUCUUUUCAAGGCACCGACUCAGAGCGCAGUCACUAGCCGUGACUAGCCUCAACUUCUCGCACGCCUGCUUAUGGCCAGAUCAAGUUAAACGUUCGUAUGCUUAUAGCUGGAGCGCUCCUCUCCAUUUUGCAGACACACCCGACAACGUUUGUGGAUUUGCUGAUAAAAGGGAUUGUCACUACUUUGGAGCUAAAAACGUGUGCAUAACUGCUGCUAUCUACAACUACACUUCGCAGCUCGAGCAUCAGCACAACGUCACCUAUAAUCUCACAGAAGCACUUAUGUUCUUAGCUCAUUUCUUGGGGGACAUUCAUCAGCCAAUGCAUUUGGGAUUCCUUGGCGAUCUCGGUGGCAACACUAUACUUCUGACUUGGUACAACCGCUCCAGCAAUCUUCAUCGGGUGUGGGACUCAGAUAUCAUCAACAAGACUCUGGAAAGAUUUUAUGCGGGUUCCAUUGCAAGCAUGGAACAUGAUAUCAAGAAAAGCAUCACUGCAGAGGAGGCUGCAAAGUGGGGACACUGUCCUGGUGAAGAGUUUACCUGUCCAGUAAGGUAUGCGAAGGAGAGCAUCAAAUUUGCUUGUGCUUCGGGUUACAAGGAUGCACCUCAAAACUCUACAUUGGCUGAUGCGUAUUUCGAGACGCGUUGGCCAAUUGUGAAACUGUUGCUUGCACGAGCUGGUGUUCGUCUCGCUAAUACUCUCAAUAAGGUGUUAGACAAACUCGUGAACAUUGUCCAUGAGUAAGGAACUUAUCUCUUGAAUUAAAGGUUUCAUUUUU
Messenger RNA from Selaginella moellendorffii, 1850 nucleotides. RefSeq lists its product as uncharacterized. The transcript has 18 exons. Lineage: Eukaryota; Viridiplantae; Streptophyta; Lycopodiopsida; Selaginellales; Selaginellaceae. Bases 164 to 1816 code for a protein of 550 amino acids. Gene Ontology annotation, biological process: DNA catabolic process. Gene Ontology annotation, molecular function: endonuclease activity; nucleic acid binding. The record is from RefSeq and is a predicted model, not a curated record.